Culex pipiens pallens (northern house mosquito) is the source of this 568-nucleotide messenger RNA. Its product is annotated as histone H2A-like. Gene Ontology annotation, molecular function: structural constituent of chromatin; DNA binding; protein heterodimerization activity. NCBI's taxonomy places the organism in Eukaryota, Metazoa, Arthropoda, Insecta, Diptera, Culicidae. The coding region runs from base 50 to 448 and encodes 132 amino acids. The transcript has a single exon. Gene Ontology annotation, cellular component: nucleosome. The record is from RefSeq and is a predicted model, not a curated record.
UACUGUGAUCGUCAUCGAGUGAACAUCGUGCUCAAUCAACUCAUCCAAGAUGUCUGGACGCGGCAAGGGAGGAAAGCUGAAGGUGAAGAAGCAGACGCGGUCGUCGCGAGCUGGGCUGCAGUUCCCCGUUGGGCGGAUCAACCGAUUCCUGCGGAAGGGCAACUACGCCGAACGCAUCGGUGCCGGCGCCCCAGUCUAUCUGGCUGCCGUCCUGGAAUAUCUGACGGCGGAAGUCCUGGAGCUGGGCGGGAACGCCGCACGGGACAACAAGAAGACCCGGAUCAUCCCGCGCCAUCUGCAGCUGGCCAUCCGGAACGACGAGGAGCUGAACCGGCUGAUGCUCGGGGUCACGAUUUCGCAGGGCGGCGUCUUGCCGAACAUUCAUGCCGUCCUGCUGCCGAAGAAGACCCAGGAGAAGCGGAAGCAGGAGGAAUCGGAGGCGAAUUAAUUUGACGGAGGGAGUCUUAGAAACCAACAAAACCGUCCUUUUCAGGACGAACAAAAUUUUCACGAAAGAGUUAUUCUUCAAUCAGUUCCACAUUUCAGCUAACUUCGGAAUAUCUAAAUU